Messenger RNA from Bipolaris maydis ATCC 48331, 1140 nucleotides. Its product is annotated as S-adenosyl-L-methionine-dependent methyltransferase. The record is from RefSeq and is a predicted model, not a curated record. Lineage: Eukaryota; Fungi; Ascomycota; Dothideomycetes; Pleosporales; Pleosporaceae. Gene Ontology annotation, molecular function: methyltransferase activity.
ACUCAUUAGUUUAGUAUCCGCAUCCAGGAGUUUCUGAGGUGCAACAGUUUGCUUCGAACUUCGAGCUAAGCAGAUCCGGAUAGAGCAGUCCAAUCAUUCCGUAGCAAUGAGCACAGACUCCAGCUCCGCAAAGUUCCACAUCGCAUACAACGACACUACCAUAAAGAAUUUCGAACUGCGCAACGUCUCAACUUGCCUAGGAUAUCUUCUUCCAACAUUACAAUCCCUCCCGCCAACUUUCUCCCUCCUCGAUGUCGGAUGUGGCCCAGGAAGCAUAACGUUCGAUCUAGCCCGCCGCUUCCCACAAGCCAAGAUCAUCGGUCUUGACCAAAGCGGCACCAUCAUAGAGCAUAACAAUGCAAACAUUGAAAAGAAUGCUCCCAACACCAACCUAGAUUUCCGCGUCGGCGACAUUCUCCGCCCAGAGUCCUUCCUGACCGCGGAUGAAAUCGGCAAUUUCGACAUCGUCCAUGAACACACGACGCUCAUCUGUAUACCAGACUCUGCCCCUGUCCUGCAACAGAUGAAAAUCCUGGCUAAACCAAAUGGUGGCAUCGUAGCAUGUCGUGAUGGCGACACGCAAUCACAAGUCGUAUGGCCGCCGUGCCCCGAGACGGAUGAGAUCCAAGAACGUAUUUACCGCAUGCGUGGUCUUGAGACGCAAAUGGGUCGUCGUUUGAUCACAAAGGCACUAGAGGCGGGAUUUUGCAGAGAUCAGAUAACGGCAUCGGCGAGCGUCAUGUCGAAUAUCACGCUAGAGGAGAGACAGGCCUAUGCGGGGUCCAUGCUGAAUAUGCUGGCUGAUGAGAAUUCAGAGUAUCGCAAAGCUGCGAAGAAGUUUGGAUACACAGAAGAACAGGUUGAAGUGUUAAGGGAAAGAAUGAGGCGAUUCAUAGCGGCAGAAGAUGCGUGGAGAUUGUUGAUAUGUACAGAGAUUAUUUGUGUUAAUCAACUUGAUAUUUGAACCCCUUUUACAUUGAAUCACCAAGAAAAGGCUUCGUCGAUCAAAAUGAAUGGCUGACUUUUCUUCGAAGUUCGCGCAGCCUUGAUGAGUUUGUAGCGAACAUCGUCGGCUAAGCCUGGUGGGCCGGAAACUAAGACUGCCAUAGGUCCCUUGCCACUGGCUUCGUGACGGACCAA